Messenger RNA from Cyprinus carpio (common carp), 4281 nucleotides. Its product is annotated as kinesin-like protein KIF1C. NCBI's taxonomy places the organism in Eukaryota, Metazoa, Chordata, Actinopteri, Cypriniformes, Cyprinidae. The transcript has 25 exons. Bases 408 to 3938 code for a protein of 1176 amino acids. Gene Ontology annotation, molecular function: ATP binding; microtubule motor activity; microtubule binding. The record is from RefSeq and is a predicted model, not a curated record. Gene Ontology annotation, biological process: microtubule-based movement.
GGGACUUUUAGCCGUGGCUCCGCUGACGUCACGCGCCGAACUUCGGGAAGAGUGACGUCACGGCUGGACUCGAAACUUUCACACCGGCGAUUGUUGAGCUCGCCCGUCUUCAUUCGCGCGGAGAUCCGGGAUCCACAGGUUAAAUGGACGCGUGCGGAUCUCGUCCGUGUUCGUGAGUGUGUGACAAACAACUUCUCAGUGCAGGGAAGAGAAACGAAGGAUUAACAUUCCGCUCCUGAAUCACACGUUUAUUGGGUUCUGAACGGAGAAACUUCCACCCAGCCGGUAGAGAAUCACGAGCUGCUGGUCAUCAGGGAAAACUCCCGAAACUCCCGCUGGAUCGACCUUCAGGACUCGGUGCUGGAGUAAGAGCUAAGAGGUGCUGAGGAGGUUGGGCAGCAGUCAUCAUGGCGUCUUCCUCGGUGAAGGUGGCGGUGCGUGUGCGGCCUUUCAACAGCCGAGAGACAAACAGAGGAGCCAAGUGUGUGAUCCAGAUGCAGGACAAGAGCACAUGUAUUAUUAAUCCCAAGCAACCCAAGGAUGCACCCAAGAACUUCACUUUUGACUAUUCAUACUGGUCACACAGCUCAGAGGAAGACCCAUCCUUUGCAUCUCAGGGGAAGGUGUAUCAGGACAUUGGCGAGGAGAUGCUGCUUCAUGCUUUCGAGGGCUAUAAUGUGUGCAUUUUUGCUUAUGGACAGACUGGUGCAGGAAAGUCGUACACAAUGAUGGGAAAACAGGAUCCGGGGCAGCAAGGCAUCAUACCACAGAUGUGUGAGGACUUGUUCAGACAGACGGCAGAAAACACUGACCCUGACCUGUCCUUCUCUGUUGAGGUUUCAUAUAUGGAGAUUUACUGUGAGCGGGUUCGGGACUUGCUGAACCCAAAAAGCAGAGGGUCCUUGAGGGUCAGAGAGCACCCAAUAAUGGGCCCUUAUGUAGAAGACCUCUCCAAAAUGGCAGUGACCAACUACAGUGAUAUCGCAGAUCUCAUGGACACCGGCAACAAAGCCAGGACGGUUGCUGCUACUAACAUGAACGAGACCAGCAGUCGCUCGCAUGCGGUCUUCACCAUCCUCUUCACUCAGCGUCGACAUGAUCACAUGACCAGUCUGGACACCGAGAAGGUGAGCAAGAUCAGUCUGGUUGAUCUGGCAGGAAGUGAGAGAGCAGACUCAUCCGGAGCCAGAGGCAUGAGGUUGAAGGAGGGAGCCAAUAUUAACAAAUCUCUGACAACACUGGGUAAAGUCAUCUCAGCACUGGCAGACAUGCAGGGCUCGAAGAAGAGACGCUCUGAUUUCAUUCCCUACAGGGAUUCUGUGCUCACGUGGCUACUGAGAGAAAACCUAGGUGGAAACUCGCGCACGGCCAUGAUCGCUGCCCUGAGCCCUGCAGAUAUUAAUUAUGAAGAAACACUCAGUACUCUCAGGUAUGCAGACAGAGCCAAGCAGAUAAAGUGCAACGCUGUCAUUAACGAGGAUCCGAACGCACGGCUCGUCAGGGAGCUGAAGGAAGAGGUCAACAGACUCAAAGAGCUCCUCCUGUCUCAGGGGCUCAGUAACCUCAUCACUGCCUCAGGGACUGAAACGGGCUGCACAGCUUUGGGAGGAGCGUCAGGUGAGCUCCAUCAGCCCUCGCUCGCAUAUGUGCCGUCUACCUCUGAUGCACCGAUGGAGGGUAUGACGCCCACCAGUCCUACUGCACACAUCAGCAAAGAGGAGGCUGUGGAGAGACUCCAGGAAACAGAGAAGAUCAUUGCAGAGCUGAAUGAAACAUGGGAGGAGAAGCUCAGGAAAACGGAUUCGAUACGACAAGAGAGGGAGGCACUGCUGGCUGAGAUGGGUGUGUCUGUGAAAGAGGAUGGAGGAACCGUGGGUGUCUUCUCGCCCAAAAGAACGCCCCACCUGGUGAAUCUGAACGAGGAUCCUCUGAUGUCAGAGUGUCUGAUCUAUUACAUUAAAGAUGGAGUCACCAGGGUUGGUCAGGAGGAUGUGGAUAUUCGUCUCAGCGGUCAGUUUAUAAAGGAGCUGCACUGCGUCUUCUGCAGUGAAGUCAGUGAGAAUAACGAGGUGGUGGUGACUUUGGAGCCAUUAGUUGGAGCAGAAACGUACGUCAAUGGAAAACGAAUCACUGAUGGUGUUGUACUCAAACAAGGUAACCGUAUAGUGAUGGGGAAGAGCCAUGUGUUCAGGUUUAACCACCCUGAGCAGGCCCGCUUGGAGAGAGAGCGCAGUGCCCCACAGGAGCAGCAGGGGGAGCCGGUGGACUGGAGCUACGCACAGGAAGAACUGCUGGAGAAACAAGGCAUUGACAUAAAGCAGGAGAUGGAGAAGAGACUGCAGGAUCUGGAGAAUCAGUAUCGCAGAGAGAAGGAGGAGGCCGACCAGAUACUGGAACAGCAGAGACUGUAUGCAGACUCAGCAGUACCUCAGACUCACACACGGUCACUCACUCACAUAAGCGCUCCCUGUGAGGAGAGCUGGACUCCACUCAUAUCCUCUCUCAGAGAGAAAUUACCAGCCACGCAGAUGCAGUCUAUCGUGAAGAAGUGUGGUUUGCCCAGCAGUGGGAAGAGGAGGGAGCCACUGCGUGUGUAUCAGAUCCCCCAGCGCCGCCGCAUACCUGCCACGCAGGAGUCCAAACACAGACUCAGCUUAGAGGAGCUUCGCACGCAGGCUGUUAAAGAGAUCUGCUAUGAGGUGGCGCUUGGAGACUUUAAACACACUCGGCAAGAGAUCGAGGCCUUGGCCAUUGUCAGGAUGAAGGAGCUUUAUCGGACAUACGGCCAAAAAGACCCUCAGGAAAGAGAGAGCUGGAAAAGUGUGGCCAAAGACGUAUGUGAGACGGUGGGCAUCGGAGAAGAGGAAGAAGACAGGGAGGAAAGAACGACGGCAGCAGCUGGAGGAGGAGCGAGCGAGCGAGGAAAGACAGAUAUGGGAGACCUCAAAGCUCAUAUCGACAAGCUGACUGAUAUACUGCAGGAAGUCAAGUUGCAGAAUAAUAUGAAGGAUGAGGAGAUCCGAUCGCUGAGGGACCGCAUGGUGAAGAUGGAGAAGAUAUUCCCAGUCGAAGAUCAGGGAGACGACGAUGACAUCGGCUCGGAUGGGGUCAGAGGUGACGAGCCGCCAGCACAAGUCGACAGAUGCGACGAGGAUUCGGGAUACCAGCGGGGUCGCCAUCGCUGGCAGUACCCAGAGAAAUACCACAACCCUAAACGCCGCAAAGGAGCCGGCAAUCAGCCAAACAACGCCCUCUACCCGGCGCCUCCCUCAGGACACUCUCAGAGCAACCCGUCUCGAUUCUCAAACCCAUCUUUCAUUCCUCAAACCUCUCGCCACCCCAAUGGGCCUUUCAUGCCAGGCACGGGACGCUUCUUGCCGCCUCAUGAGAGGAAGCUACAGUUCCCCUUUAAGAAUAAUCCUCAACACCGAGGGUUCAUCUGGGGCCUGUCAUCAGGGGGCGAAAGUAGAAAGGACCCAUCCACUCAGUCCAGUUCGGAUCUGGUUCAUACUUUCCACUCAUAUACCUCACCAAACAAAGGCCAGUGGCCAAGCAGCCAUCACCAGCAGCGGCGCAAUCACGGGAACAGAGGCUACGGCAACUGGGGGACCAGGCAACGAUCCAGAAACAGGGGACGGAAUCCAUUCGAUGGAUAUUUAACCAAUGAACAGGCUGGAAAUGUUGAGCAUAAAGACGCUGGCUCGUUUCAGCACAAGCAGGGUAGGGUGCGCUACACAUGGUACAGUCCCAGCUUCUCUUCAGACCAGUCUGUUGGAGACGGAUUCCAGCACAACUACAACCAAAGCAGACAGGGUGUCUACAAAUACCCCAACUCACACUACCAGCACAACCCCCCAGAGACGACCCAGCGUGGGUCUGAAGGCAAUCCCAAUCCAACAUCCAUCCCAGACUGCAGUAGUACCCCCAUGGAGACCUGAUUUCAUCUGCGGAGACCUGCGAGCCAUAACACUCCGACUCUCUUGUGCACAGUUCUCGAGUGGGACUCCUAGAAACCUCUGACCUCAGAUAUACGGUGUUUUGGUUUGUUGUGGAAGGGUUUUAGAUGCUGGGAGCGGUUUUUAAGAGGAACUUCUUAGUGCAAUAACACCUUUCUGUUUGAAAUGAGACACUAUUUUAUGCAGCUGAGUUUUUAUGUACAUAUUGCAGUUACAUACCUGCACCUACAGUGCUUUAUGAGUGAAGUUUUUAUGUGCGCACAUAUCUAUAUUAAUGCUGUCAAACGAUUAAUCGCAUCUAAAAUAAAAGUUUUUGUUUACAUGA